Mastomys coucha (southern multimammate mouse) is the source of this 1144-nucleotide messenger RNA. RefSeq names its product ATPase H+ transporting V1 subunit E2 (gene Atp6v1e2). The record is from RefSeq and is a predicted model, not a curated record. The transcript is spliced from 4 exons. The coding region runs from base 281 to 961 and encodes 226 amino acids. Lineage: Eukaryota; Metazoa; Chordata; Mammalia; Rodentia; Muridae. Gene Ontology annotation, cellular component: proton-transporting two-sector ATPase complex, catalytic domain. Gene Ontology annotation, biological process: proton transmembrane transport. Gene Ontology annotation, molecular function: proton-transporting ATPase activity, rotational mechanism.
GCUCCUGGCAGGGAGGCGAGUCCCAGAUGAUAUUGGCAGAGACUUUGAUGACAGCAGUGUUGUCUGAGGAGCAGCAGGUGUGGAGUGCAACCUUCCAACACAGACUUCUUACAGGUCUCCCAGGUGAUUGACGUCAUUGCUACUUAGAGAACCCUGGACUAGAAUGGCCUUGACUUGCUGCUAUUGGGUGACAGGAGGGAGCAGACAUUAGCAACACUUUGGACACGUAGUUCUACAUUGUCCAUGGGCCCUCCCCUGGCCCCCAUUUCUGAGAGCAGCCAUGGCCCUGACUGACAUAGAUGUGCAGAAGCAGAUCAAGCACAUGAUGGCAUUCAUUGAGCAAGAGGCCAAUGAGAAGGCGGAAGAGAUAGACGCCAAGGCGGAGGAAGAGUUCAACAUUGAGAAAGGCCGCCUGGUGCAGACCCAGCGGCUGAAGAUCAUGGAUUAUUUUGAGAAGAAGGAAAAACAGAUCGAGCAGCAGAAAAAAAUCCAGCUGUCCACCAUGAGAAACCAGGCUCGGAUCACAGUCCUGAGAGCCCGAGACAAUCUCAUCUUAGAAUUGCUCAGAGAUGCGAAGACGAGACUCAGCAGAAUUGUGUCGGAUGAAGAAGUCUACCGGGAUCUGCUGGAUAAGCUUGUGCUCCAAGCCUUGCUCCGGCUGCUGGAGCCUGUGAUGAUUGUCCGCUGCCGGCCACAGGACCUCCACCUGGUGGAGUCUGCGGUGCUAAGAGCCAUCCCUCGGUACAUGAUGCUCUGCCAGAAGCAUUUGGAGGUCCAGGUUGAUGAAACUGAACACUUGGCUUCCAAUGCCGUCGGAGGGGUGGAGGUUUAUAGCAGCGAUCAGAAAAUAAAGGUUUCCAAUACGCUGGAAAGUCGACUGAAUCUCGCAGCCGUGCAAAAGAUGCCCGAGAUACGGAGGAGUUUGUUUGGGGAUAACGCCAACAGGAAGUUCUUUACGUGAGGCUGUGGGAAGGGAAGCCUGUGUUGAACUGCAGAGUCUUAAGAGUCUAAAGGACAAAAGGACUGGGGUGGAGGGGGUGUCACCUUCCUCUCUGCUCUGCCUCUGUAGUCAUUUCUUAGCUUUGAAUAGCUAAGAGUGUUAUACAUUCUUAACUUUAGAAUAAAUCCCAAAUUAUGCUCAGAA